AUGGGUCCCCGAGGCGCACGCGCCUCAGCGCUGAGGCUGCUCGCGCUGGGCGCGCUGCUCUGGCCCGCGGCAGGCGGCUGGGAGCUCACCAUACUGCACACCAACGACGUGCACAGCCGGCUGGAGCAGACGAGCGAGGACUCGGGCAAGUGCGUCAACGCCAGCCGCUGCGUGGGCGGCGUGGCACGGCUCGCCACCAAGGUGCGCCAGAUUCGCCGCGCCGAGCCCCACGUGCUGCUGCUCGACGCCGGCGACCAGUACCAGGGUACCAUCUGGUUCACCGUGUACAAGGGCGUCGAGGUGGUGCACUUCAUGAACGCCCUGGGCUACGAUGCCAUGGCACCGGGAAAUCACGAAUUUGAUAAUGGUGUAGAAGGCCUGAUUGAUCCACUCCUCAAAGAGGCCAAAUUUCCAAUUCUGAGUGCAAACAUUAAAGCCAAGGGGCCGCUGGCGUCUCAAAUAUCAGGACUUUAUUCGCCGUAUAAAAUUCUUCCUGUUGGUGAUGAAGUUGUAGGGCUUGUUGGAUACACUUCAAAAGAAACCCCUUUUCUCUCCAAUCCAGGAACGAAUUUAGUAUUCGAAGAUGAAAUCGCUGCAUUGCAACCUGAAGUAGAUAAGCUAAAAACUCUAAAUGUGAACAAAAUUAUUGCACUGGGACAUUCUGGUUUUGAAACGGAUAAACUCAUCGCUCAGAAAGUGAAGGGCGUGGACGUAGUGGUGGGAGGACAUUCCAACACCUUUCUUUACACAGGCACUCCACCUUCCAAAGAGGUGCCAGAGGGGCAGUACCCAUUCAUAGUCACGUCCGAUGACGGACGGCAGGUUCCCGUGGUCCAGGCCUAUGCUUUUGGCAAAUACCUAGGCUAUUUGAAGGUUGAGUUUGAUGAAAAAGGAGAUGUCGUCACUUCACAUGGAAAUCCCAUCCUUCUCAACAGCAGCAUUCUGGAAGAUCCAAGCAUAAAAGCAGACAUUAACAAAUGGCGGAUAAAAUUAGAUAAUUACUCGAUGCAGGAACUGGGGAAAACAAUUGUCUAUCUGGAUGGCACCACUCAGUCAUGCCGCUUUCGAGAAUGCAACAUGGGCAACCUGAUUUGUGAUGCUGUGAUUAACAACAACCUGAGACACCCGGAUGAGAUGUCCUGGAACCACGUGUCCAUGUGCAUUUUAAACGGAGGUGGCAUCCGGUCGCCCAUUGACGAGCGGAACAACGGCACGAUUACCUGGGAGACCCUGGCUGCUGUGCUGCCCUUUGGAGGCACCUUUGACCUGGUCCAGUUAAAAGGCUCCACCCUGAAGAAGGCCUUCGAGCACAGCGUGCACCGCUAUGGCCAGUCCACGGGGGAGUUCCUGCAGGUGGGCGGAAUUCACGUGGUGUACGAUCUUUCCCGAAACCCUGGGGACAGAGUGGUCAAAUUAGAGGUUCUUUGCACCCAGUGUCGCGUGCCCUGUUACAAGCCCCUCAGAAUGGAUGAGGUGUACAAGGUGAUGCUCCCGAGCUUCCUUGCCAACGGUGGGGAUGGAUUCCGGAUGAUAAAGGACGAAGUGUUAAAACAUGACUCUGGUGACCAAGAUAUCAACGUGGUUUCCGGAUACAUCUCAAAAAUGAGAGUAAUUUAUCCAGCAGUUGAAGGUCGGAUCCAGUUUUCUGCAGGAAGUCAUUGCCAUGGAAGCUUUUCUCUAAUACUUCUUUCAGUUUUGGCAGUGAUCAUUGUUUUAUACCAAUAG
Eubalaena glacialis (North Atlantic right whale) is the source of this 1725-nucleotide messenger RNA. RefSeq names its product 5'-nucleotidase ecto (gene NT5E). Gene Ontology annotation, molecular function: nucleotide binding; metal ion binding; 5'-nucleotidase activity. Bases 1 to 1725 code for a protein of 574 amino acids. Lineage: Eukaryota; Metazoa; Chordata; Mammalia; Artiodactyla; Balaenidae. The record is from RefSeq and is a predicted model, not a curated record. Gene Ontology annotation, cellular component: plasma membrane. The transcript has 9 exons. Gene Ontology annotation, biological process: AMP catabolic process.